Molecule: messenger RNA, 1509 nt
Organism: Drosophila obscura
Lineage: Eukaryota; Metazoa; Arthropoda; Insecta; Diptera; Drosophilidae
Product: mediator of RNA polymerase II transcription subunit 15-like
Exons: 4
Coding region: 1-1509 (502 amino acids)
Source: RefSeq, a predicted model, not a curated record
AUGACAACUGCACCGGACGGACAUUUACAGCAGGUGGUUGUGACUAAGGCAACACAACAGCCGCAGCUGCUUAGCCUUAGUAAGGCCAACUUAAAAAAGCUGCAAGGCAAUGUGCCUCCGCUAUUAGGACAAAAAGAAAAAUUCUGGUCUCCAACGCCCCCGCCCAAAAAAGACAGCUCAAAGGCGUCAACCACCGUAACGGGCCAUUUAGAGAGCGGUCCUUAUCAGAGGGAAGCACAACCACCGCUGAAGCGUGAAUGCGAAGAGCAGCAGCAGCAACACCUGCAGCAGCAACAGCAUCCACAGAUGUCACCGCGACCGGUGGGCGUAUCGCCAGCGAAGCCACCGCCACAGAGCAGUCAGGGACAACAACAGCAGCAACAGGUAAACGCUCAGCAGCAAUACAUGGGGACCACUGUGCUGCCCAUAGUUAGCAUUGAUCUCAGCGGCGACAUGCCGUCCACCUCGGCUGCUGCAGCAGCCCGUGACGCCAAUGGCAUUGUUGGCGCUGCUUCUCAGACAGGAGCCUCUGCCAAGGCCACCCUGGCCGCCCUGGGCUUCACCUUGCCGGCGGGCACUGCACUCCGCACCUGUUGGCGCCCGGCGCCCACAAAGUCCUCACAAGGAUGCCAGCCCAGCCAGCACAGCAUACAGGGAAUGGGAGCCAGUUCCAAGGUGCCGCCCAGUGUCGGUGUGGUUCCUACACCGGUAAACACUCUCCAGGCACUCGAACAAAUGGUAAUGACCACCCAGGCGCAUGGCCUGCCACCGAUGGCUUAUCUUUCGCCGUACAGGAUUCCUGUUGUGGGUCCCAGGAUGCCAGCCUCACCAUCACCACAGCAGCAGCAGCAUCACCAGCAUAUGGCGGCCAUGCAGCAGCAACAGGCACAGGUGAUGGAUUUUUUGAAUUUUGGCCUAUGGGCGCACCCACUGUGCAAUGGCAUUGUUGGCGCUGCUUCUCAGACAGGAGCCUCUGCCAAGGCCACCCUGGCCGCCCUGGGCUUCACCUUGCCGGCGGGCACUGCACUCCGCACCUGUUGGCGCCCGGCGCCCACAAAGUCCUCACAAGGAUGCCAGCCCAGCCAGCACAGCAUACAGGGAAUGGGAGCCAGUUCCAAGGUGCCGCCCAGUGUCGGUGUGGUUCCUACACCGGUAAACACUCUCCAGGCACUCGAACAAAUGGUAAUGACCACCCAGGCGCAUGGCCUGCCACCGAUGGACUAUCCUUCGCCGUACAGGAUUCCUGUUGUGGGUCCCAGGAUGCCAGCCUCACCAUCACCACAGCAGCAGCAGCAUCACCAGCAUAUGGCGGCCAUGCAGCAGCAACAGGCACAGGUGGUUAGCCUUACUAAGGCAAACCUAAAAAAGCUGCAAGUCAAUGUGCCUCCGCUGUUAGGGCAAAAAAGAAAAUGUUGGUCUCCAACGCCCCCGCCCAAGAAAGACUCCUCAAAGCCAUCAACAACCAUAACGGGCCAUUUAGAGAGGUACAUGGCCCAUGUGGUUGAUUAG